Messenger RNA from Pocillopora meandrina, 6576 nucleotides. Lineage: Eukaryota; Metazoa; Cnidaria; Anthozoa; Scleractinia; Pocilloporidae. The record is from the annotation of a GenBank genome assembly.
AUGAUGAGGUUCAAUCGAAGUGUAGUCGUCAGCAAUGUUUUGACUGUCCUGUUGGAUGCUGCAAGGCAAGAGAAAUUCGGAGGUUUCAAAGUCGAUCCAGAAUCAAUUAAACAAGUUUUUAUAACCACAGACGGCUCGGAAAGCACAACAAAAGGUAAAUUUUACAAAGAAAUAUUAUUGUUAAAUGUUUACGCGUAUUCGUCCGAAGAUGGACUUUUUCUAGUUGUAUUCAGUAUCUGUUUAAUUAAAAAACUCAGUUCUGCGAGUCAUAUAUUUCCAAGUUUUUUUUUGUCGCUGUUUUUGUUUUAUUCAAUUAAACAAAAUCUUACUUUUUAAAAUUAUUAUAGAGAAAGUAGCACCUCAGUACCCAGCCAAUUAGAGUUGACGGUUUUCGUUCAUGAGCGUAAGCUAUGUAUUGAGAGCAGUGUACUGACCACGAUCACUGUAAAUGUGGUUUGAUUGUUACCUGAUCAAGCUUUGUAUAAUGAUUCGUUUUAGGUCCUGAGGAAUGUACCUGCCCAUCUAACAACGUCUCGUUAGCCAUAAAUGGGGUUCUUGCCUUCAUAAUCGUUCUUCUAAUUAUUUACAUAAUCUGGCUACAUAAGAAAGGUAGGUAAAAAAAUUCAUAAUCUAUGAUAGAGGGUUUGGCUGCAAGAUUCUUUAUUAAGCAAAAGAAAAUCUUGACCCACAUCCACAUCAUUUGUCUUUUUUUUUUCCUUUCGUUCUUUUUCAGGCGCUGUAGGGAAACAGAGGUAAGAAUUUGCUGCCACUUGGAUUGCGUCGAUGUAAUGAACCAUAUAUAGGAAUCAUGUUAUAACAAACUUCCACUUAAAACUGAUGAGAUUCUCAGCUCGCCAUAAAUAUUUGUAUGCUUUCUCAAUUGUAGGACUUAUGAAGAUGAAAGAGGUGUUUCCUAUGUAAGUUACAACUAAGACAUUGAGGUCAUGUUAAUGUUGCCAGUAAUUAUGUGGUCUCAUAUUACCUCUACUCCUUAGAAGAAAAUUAACGCUUACAACAGAUAGGAAGGAAAAAAGGUGUAGUUAUACAAAAAAAGGCAUAAUGCAUUAAUGACAGGUACAAAAGAAUAUGGGUAGAAGUUUGACUCGAUAGGGUAUUUGUCCUGGGAUCAUGUCCUUUACCAAGCUGCUCCAUGGAUUUUCCUUCGAUCAUCCCUGGUUCAACUGCGUGGCUUCACUUCAUAGAUCGCUAACUGGUCUGCACCCGGUUGAUAUUUGUUUUGUAAAUAAUUUUUUUUCCGCGCAGUUUUGGCUGUCUGUUUAUCUUGAUGCCUUGUUUUCAAAACGUUAGUCCAGGAUCUGAAUACAGAAAGAGUUUUUUUUCGUGUGUGUAUUUGUAAAAAAAUUGCACUACCAAUCGACGAUCUUCAUGUUGCAGUUUGUAGCUUCAGCGAGUAUGCUGUGAACCUCGAUCACUCCAUUGGACAUGAUAGUUUCAAUGGCAGCGAACAGAGUGUUAGUAAUAAGAAAAAUAAGUAAUAAUAAGGACAAGAUAUUAUAAACUAUUAAUAAUCUCUUGUUAUGUAAGAAUAUAAACGUUUUUCUGAUGAAAACGGGUAAACUGAUUUUUGUAAACAUGCGGGACUUUUUAUUGGGAUUUAUAACAGAUUUUUACAUGAAUACCUUAAUGAUAUGUUGGUUUAAUAGAAUGAAACAGGAUUAGAAGAUACCGAGCCAAGUCUGAGCGAUUCAACAAAACUCGCUCAGCCUCCUGCGGAAUACAUGGAUCUAAUAGAAGUCAACAAAGAUAAUAGAAAAGCACAAAGUAGUGCUUCAGGUGCUGAUUACGUGCCUCUUCAUCCGUUAACACGCUCCUGGGAAGUUCCAAGACAUCACGUGACCAUAGAAAAAAUCAUUGGUAAAGGUGCUUUUGGUCAGGUUGCCAAGGGAACAGCCUUAGGACUUCGAGGGAGUCCUGAAACGACCACAGUGGCUAUUAAGAUGCUUAAAAGUGAGCUCUUGUACUGUAAAUAGAAUGAUAGUCUUGACCCCCACAGUCAUUCAGGAAAUGUUUCCGCGUUACAGUAAUUUUUUUUAGCUAUUUGCCAUUUCAUAACUUGUGUUGUUAUUUUGGCAUUUCGCAUAUUAUACCUGUUAACCAAAUUUUACUCCUUGUUUUUAACGUUCCAGCAAACGCUACUGAAUCGGACAAGAGAGAUUUGAUGAAAGAACUUGACACAAUGAAGCAGCUGAAACCACAUCCUUACGUCAUUAAACUUCUGGGAUGUGUCACAGAAUCUGGUAUACUUUGGUUAUAGGGUCUAAUUUUGCUGUACACAUUUUGCAUCAGAUUUACUUUGUAACGCUUUCUCGUCAUUGAUAAUUUGCUUCAAGGGAAGAGUUACUGCUUCACAAUUGUGCACAACAAACAACCUUCGCAUGAGGUAAUUUUAUCUUUUUUAAGCCGGCAUAGACGCUCUUGGAUUUGCUGAUAGAUUAAGACUGAAUAUUUGCCACUAUACAGGCCAGUCUGUUGUAUAAGCAGAAUCGCUUUUUCUAAGGGAAUAUUUGGUCUGUACCUUCUUACGAGACCGUUUAUUUUUCAGCUUUUCUUCGUAAAACUACAUCUUAUUUUCGUGCGAUUUCUUCAAAAGCGUUGACCAUGACUGGGCUAUUGAUUUGUUUUAUUUAUUGCUAAUUUUCUUUUAGAGGGAGAAAUAUGUUAAUGAAACUGUUUAAUUUGUUCAGAUCAGCUGCUGGUUUUGAUUGAAUAUGUGCCUUUUGGGGAUCUGCUGGGUUACCUGAGAAAGAGCCGUGGAUUAAGAGACACUUACUUCAAAGACCCGGAUAUCAAACCACAGACAAAUCUGACGUCACAGCAGCUGAUGAAGUUUGCUUGGCAAAUUGCUGAUGGAAUGAGUUACUUGUCCUCAAAAUCUGUAAGUUAAUUGAAAAAAACAUAAAAUAAAAACAAUUCUAAAACCUUCUUGAAAGGUGCACCGUCAUCUUAAGCUCUGUCUUGCAUAGAAUAUUAUGUCUUUACAAGAUCACACCCAGGAGAUACAAACGUAUUGUUACCUUCUUGUUGAGGCUACUUCUCUAGGGCUUGGAACCCUUUCAAUUUUGACGUCAUCACCUAAGUUUUAUUUCAAUGUGCGAAUGCCGAUAUUUGUGCAUUGUUGCAAGUGCACCCCAUAGAAAUAAAAUACGUGGAGUUUUCUACUGCGGGCAAAGGCAGUCGUGAAUGAAUAGGAUCUCUUAUUCAGCCUAAACUGAGUGUACAACGAAUAUCCAUUUUAGUGACAAGAAAGAAAAGGAAUUAAAACUUAAAAUUUCAAAAAUUCGUCUUUGGUUGCUAAACUACUACAUUUCAGAAUCCUAUUUCGAAUAAAAUCUUAAGAUAUGCUUUCUAUAAAAUAACUACGUAUUGUAGAAAUAAAGUAGUUUGCUUCUCUUUGGAAUAUGGAGCAGUAAUUAUUAUAAUUACAGCUCCAUAUUCCAAAAAUAUGGAGCAUAUUCCAUAUUUAGCAACAGAACAUGGUGUGUGUAUUCCUCUUUCUUCCAGAUAGUAAUUCUAAUUUUCUGCCAUGUGGAAGAAAGAGAAAUACACACACCAUAUUCUGUCGCUAGAUAUAUCCAUUUUCCUAUCUGAAUCAUUUCAUUUCAGUUCUUUUUCUUCCGGAAUCGCUAAUUUUUGCUCUCGCAUCAAUGCUUUCUAGAUCAUUCACCGAGACCUUGCAGCCCGUAAUGUUUUGGUUGGACAAAUGGAAUCUUGUAAAGUGACAGACUUCGGAAUGGCCAGAGAUGUGCAGCAGGAAAAUAUUUAUGAACGAAAGACUAAGGUAAUCAAGAAAGAGGGGAGGUGGGGGCGGUACUACAUAUCGUUCAGUUUAGUGAUCUUUCACGAUCAUUGUUGUGGUAGAGCUGAUAUACUCCUGAUUUCGAUGACAGAAUCCUUGGAUGGGACCGUAAUGAAAAUAUUAGCCUUGCAUAUACGGGUAUAAUUUUAAAUAUCACUGUCUUUGACCAGUCGCUCCCUAUAAUUUUAAAGCUGUUUCACAAAGUGAUAUUUGAAAUCUUUAGGGCCGUCUUCCCGUGAAGUGGACAGCUUAUGAGGCCUUGAUGUAUAGUAAAUAUACCACCAAAAGUGACGUGUAAGUAUACCCGAUUAUUACCCGUAGCAAUUUUCCAACAAGUUUUAUUAAUAAAAUAAGAGAGAUGGUAAGUUUUGAGCUCGAUAAAGAAAUAGAGAAAGAUGUUUUUCAUCUUCUCACGAGCAUUGGACGAUGAAAAACAUUCUAGAGUCCUCAUGAGGAAUCGAACCUCAGAUCUUCGGAUUCCGCGCUCCGAUGCACUACCACUGAGUCACAGAGACUCUACGAUGAGCGAGGUCUAUUAUGAAGUUCCUAUGACACGCUUCCUGCAUACUGCUAGGAUCAGCGAUGUCAAUAGAGUCAUUUUUGUAAAAUAGAAUAAGAGAGAGAAUCGGAGCGCGGAAUCCGAAGGUCUGAGGUUCGAAUCCUCGCGGGGACUCAGAAUUUUUUCUUUACCAUACGCUCGUGACAAAACGAAAAUUAUCUUUCUCUAAGUGUUAUCAGUUUUAAUCAGGAGAUGAAUUCUAUGCUUGUCAAAUAACGCAUAUAUUUUAGUUGUCGUAUAUAAUGUUAAUGUCUCCCGUUACCUAAUUUAUAUUUGUUUGAUUUGUCUUUCUUCAGGUGGAGUUAUGGAAUUUUGCUGUACGAGAUUUUUACCAUAGGUAACAUCGAAUGGAAGUUUAUGAGGCCUUGUGGAUGGCUUUUGCUAUAUACCACGUUUAAUUAAACAAUGUAUCGUGUUCAGUUAGAGAAACGUAAUGAGCUUCAAAGUUCAUCAAGUGACACAGGUGAUGUUUCAGUGAAGGUCGUUUGUUCGUCCCAUUUAUAUUCCGAUGGUCUUAUGGUUCUUCCAGGUGGUUCACCUUACCCACGAAUGGAUGGAAGAAAAAUAGCAAACUUACUUCAGGAUGGAUACAGGAUGCCUAAACCACAACACGUCGAUGAAGAAUUGUAAGUGCUUUUCAAUUCGUUCUCUCUCACCCUACAAGGAAACGUUCGUUAAAUCUCUGACAGAUCAUUUAAACAAUACCAGGUAUCAGAUUAUGAUGAAAUGCUGGAAGAAUGACCCAGAUGCAAGACCAACUUUUACUGAAUUGAAAAAUCAGCUUAAGGACAUGGAGACCCUACACAAGGUGAGAAUUUUGAUCAACAUGAAAGUUUCUUUUCACGUUAGACCGACUGGCUUAGGCUCAGCUAAUUAGGAUUUUAAACCUAACAGCGUUUAGCCUAGAUAGCGUAAUUUUUACGAAGUUUGGAUUGCAUCUUCUUGUUAUGUCACUGAAGCAGGCACUCCACGAAAAACAGGGAAGAAGCGAACCUGAAUGUCCCAAUGACAAUUUAAAGAUCAUAGGGUGAUUGCAAAACCGCAUUGAGACGCACAAAGAGUAGCAGACGACGACGCCUUAAAUUACUUUCUUGAAUUUGUUUUGGUGUGAAAAGCUGACCACUUGUGAGGAUAAACGCUUAUAACGUCAGAGGAACACUUUUUUAAUGAUGCUGAUUAUAAUAUUAUUCUUUUCUGCAGAAGCUGAUCAACAUGACUAUGUACGACAAGCAGUUGUAUGCAAAUGUCGAGGAUUUAAUAGUGUAGUUAGAUACACUUCCGUGAUGUAUGACUGGCUAACAGUUUGAACACUUUGCCACAACAAGUUUCAUGGAUGAAUGAUCUUUUCCUUACACACGUACUUGGUAGAAAUAUCCAUGUUGUGUUAAGCAGUUAGGCUGCAACGCUGUAACUCAAUUGAUUUUAUACUCUUAAACGCUGUAAGGCUUUUAUCAGUUUACCGAUAAAGUAUAAUCACAUUUUCUCUUUAACAUGUUUAGCACUUACACGCAUGCUCGACACAAGCGUUGGAGUUCAGUUUAUUUUCUGACUCAAUUCUGAAAGGCAGGACAGUGCGGAAAAUAUCCAAUUAACUAGAUUGAUGAGAUCUCGUUCUGUGUGCCGUAGUUGUCUACAGUUUAAGUAAAUUGCUAAAAAAUUGUUUUGCCGCAAAACCCGCUUGGUUUUAGGAAAGCUAUCCGGCGCAUAAACUACUUUCCCUAAGACCGCAUUUACCUGCGAUACCAACUCAAAUUACUUUUACACUGAAAGUAUUAUUAAUUAAAAAUUACGUUAUCCUAAUAAAAAUUAUAAUUUGCACAUUACUUGUGCAAUCGUCGUAGCUUUGAAAAAUGAAUUUUCUGAAAUUCUAUUUAAAAUUUUGAAGAUUUUUGCCUAGAGGGAAAUGGCUUUUUCCUAACAUUUCUGUGGGAAACGAAAUGUUGAACUUUGUCAAGUAUAGAAGACCAAAAGAAACUAAAUUUUAAGAUCUGAAGUUUUUGGUAAAGCAGAAAUGGUGUUUGCAAGGAAAAAAAUGAGAAAAUUUCUUAAGAGGAAUGGAUGACUUUUUUCCGAAUCCGUCUUUGUAAACGACAUUACGAGAACAGCCCUGAUGCAAAGAUUGUGUCAUUGGUGAGCUAAGUUGUUGUGUGGCCUUUCGUCAAUAAACACUUUUUCUAAAACAUUUGUUGUAAUUAUAGCG